GCCGCCUCUGCGCCGCGAGAGGAAGGCAGCGAACUCGGCGUCGGCGGCAGUGCCUCGCAGAGUCUGACGCUCGGCGUCGCCUCCGAGGUCCUGAGAAUUGAGCGGGGUCAGCUCCGGCACAGGCACGCAUCUCUACAUCACUCACCAUGCGUCCCACGGGCUCCUCUUCGUACGAGUACGGGAAGAGCUCGAGCGAGCCGCGCGACGGUCGGUGCUGCGAUGGCGAGGCAGAGGCAGGCGAGGCGCCCGCCUCGGCCUCGCCCUCGCCGGCGGCAGCGUGGCCGCGCGAAGGGGCGCCGAUGCUGCCACUGCCGGCACUGCCGCUGCCGCCGCCCGGCGUGCCACGCCCGCUGCGUGUGCCCCGCCCGAGCCCUACGCUGCCCGCCGGACUGCUGUUGUCCGUGUCGUACGCGUGCGGGCGCGCAAAGAGCGGCCGUGCGCCCGUCGAGAUCGGCGCGGCAGCCAAGCCUCCGCGCGAGGCCGGCUCGGCGACAAUGGGCGGCCCGCUGAGCGGACUGCGCGCAAAGUUCGGCGAGCUGGCGUUCGCGAGAGCAGCGCCGUCGCCGCCGCUCGGCGUUGCGCCAGCGCCCAUGGCGGCGCCGCCUUCGCCGGAGCCCGGUGCAUUGACCGAGGCAGACAUGCGGCUCAGCAGCUCGUUGAUCUGCGAGCGCGAGAGCGGCUGGCUGCUCGGGGCGCUGGUGCUUGCUUGCCGUGCGCGAGAGGCUCCCGGCGGGCCGCCGCGCCGAGCAAAGCUGCCGCUGCCAAGCCCGCUGGAAGCAGGAUCGACGGCCGUCGACGACCCGCCAGAGCGAGGCAGCUCAGGGCGCGCAAGGCCCGGCGAGGCCUGCGGCACAGACCGCGCCCACGUCGAUGUAGGCGCCUCGGCACGUCCCAGGGACCGCGACGAUGCUGCCCGGGCGAAACGCACUGCCAGCACUCGAGCCGUACUGGGCCGCAUAAUUCUGCCUGGCCUCAAUGCGCGACUGCCAGCUGCGCGAGUACGUGGCGUCGGCGUCGCCGCUCGUGCUGUCGACGCUGGCGCCCGACGUAUACGUGCGCGCCUGGCGAUACGAGAACGUGCUGCUGUAGCGCUUGAUCAUCUGCGGCGCCACCGUCGGCUGCGUGCUGCCCGAUAGCGUGCGCGAUGCGAUAGGCCGGCUGCCCUCUGGCUCUUCGCUGACGGGGCUGCUCGGCUUGCGCACGCCGGCGGCAAAGGCAUCGGCAGUGAUGCGCGGGGAGCUGCGCGGCAGAGAAGCCGUCGGAGACGUGGCCGACAGACUCGGCGCGUACGUCUGGAACACGCUGCGCAAGCUCGACGUCAUACCGCCUGCGCCUGCAGCGCCAAACGAGGAG
Molecule: messenger RNA, 1353 nt
Organism: Tilletiopsis washingtonensis
Lineage: Eukaryota; Fungi; Basidiomycota; Exobasidiomycetes; Entylomatales
Exons: 2
Coding region: 147-1136 (329 amino acids)
Source: RefSeq, a predicted model, not a curated record